Molecule: messenger RNA, 749 nt
Organism: Lucilia sericata (common green bottle fly)
Lineage: Eukaryota; Metazoa; Arthropoda; Insecta; Diptera; Calliphoridae
Exons: 2
Coding region: 52-462 (136 amino acids)
Source: RefSeq, a predicted model, not a curated record
UACAGCUGUUAAUUGUUUGAAGUUUGUUUUUAAUUUUAUUUAAUAUUUAAAAUGAAAUUUCUUAUAUUUGUGUUAAUUAUCCUGCCAUACAUAUUAGCUGAUGAUGAGUCAGAAACAUCAGAUGUGGAAGGUACUACAGAAGCGGCAGAAGAAACUGUAACUGGAGCUGAAGAUGCAGACUCCGGAGAAAAACCAGAAGAUUCCGAAGAAACUACUUCAGACUCUGGCACGGGAGAGACAGAUGAAACACAUGAUGGCCAACCGCCCACCAGUGGCGAAGAGGAUAUUCCCAUAGAUGAGGGCGAUUAUGGAUAUUUUGACUAUUCUAUGGGACCUUAUCCUGGAUAUUCUGGAUCAAGAUCAUUUAAUCAGGAAAAAGGAAAAUUCACUAAAAAUUGUUUAAUUGUUAUUGCAAAAAUGUUUGUAAUGCAGUCUCUAAUCAAAUUUAAAAUUCAAUUUUAAAUAUAACGGAAAUGAUUGAAAGAAAGAACUCAAUCAAGAAUAAAACUAUGGAGGAAAAAAGCCAAGACACAAGAAGGAAGAAUCCGAAUAUAAAGAUGAUGAUAUGGUUUUCGGUCUUAUCGCUUAAACAACUUGAAAUCAUCACAAUGACCAUAUUUUUCUAACAGAAUACUUAUUGGUGCGUAUGAGCAAUAUUAUUUCACAAAAAUUAAAUAUAAAGUAUACGUCUGUUAUUUAACCAUCCUAAAAAUCAAAAUUUUCAAAUAAAAUGUAUUUUAAUUUACAAA